GAACCAUAAGUCUUAAAAAAGAUGAUCUUCUAGUGGGAGCAUAGGGAGAGAGAGCACAUAAUAGUUUCACCUUCCCACGCAUCUAAAAGCAAAGGCCAAGACGUCAAAACCAGAUGACUAGAUAUGCAACACGUUUGCAAAAUAUAUAACAGAUUUGAAUACUUAUCUGAUGAGCUGCUAUUCGAGAGUAUAUGUCUGCAAUAUCAUACAGUAGUUAUUUAGUGGGAAUGAGCUUGCCUGCUGUUAUAUCUUAUCACCACAAGAGCGAGGUAAAAAAAACUCGAUGUAGUUGUUGGAAGAAUCUGUGGAAAUAAGAUAAUAUUGACCAAGAUUUAGAUCUUUCAUAAGAAGCUAAAGUAUUAAUAUGGCUGAGCAACCAAUUCUCCAUUGCGUCAAUCCAAAGAAUGCAUCAAAAUGGUUUGAAAAACUGGUCACUAGAUAGGUACACUUAAGUUUCUGAUAUCAUCAACUGAAGGAAGAUUUAUACAAAGGACAAUCUUGCAAAGGAACACAGUAGUUGUAUACUGCUUCUUCUCUUUCACAACUCACAAGUAAUCCUUGAAGCUAAUUUAACAGAACCAAUUGAUUACCACCUUAUCCCAUCUGUCAAAAGCCUGAUGCAACAAAACAGCAUAUGAAUUUUUAGACGAUGAGAAGCUGGUGAGAAGCUAUUGUAACAGCAUAUUGGUUUUUUUUUGUUAAAAUUGUAUCAAAUCCUCCAUCAAAACUCUAUCAAAUCCCCCAUCAAAAUCUCCAUCAAAUCUCUAAAACCCACCAAAUCCCACCAGAUCUAAAACCCUCAGAAUUUUAUGAAAUCCCUAAUACAAUAAGCCCCCCCUAAGUUUGAUUAAUAUACGGUAUAAGUAGAAAAGUUUAUGGAUGCAAGUAGUUGCAAAUUAAUCGAGAACAACAACAUAAUAUACAGCUUUGUCCGCGUUUUUGAACAGAGGUUACAACAAAGAUAUUAUUGUUUACUGAAUCGAGAAAAAUAUAAUUUAUUAUAAGAUAAAAUAUUUAUUUUAAUUAGUCUUUCUUAAAGUCAAGUGUGAGGAGGACAAAAGGUUUGGUGUGUAUGAUUAUAGUUUAUGGGCUGCACAUGAUAUGUUUAACGAGUUAUUGUGGACCUUUUACACAUAAUCAAGCUGCUCUUUGUUGUGUGUAGAAGAUUUUCCACGCUGAUUUUCAUAUAAAUUCACUCGUUUUUUUGCUUUAUUCCUUAGAAAUCUCUAAUAGUUUUUAUAAAAAAAAUCUCUUUAACGUGCAUUGAGAUGAAGAGAUUAGAUGGUCCAAGAAGAGCCCAUAGAUGGAAACUCUCUAUGAAAUCUCUCCUUUGUUCAAUGUUUUUCUCCUCUUCACUUGCUUUAUAAAUUUAAGAAUCCAUCAUUUUCAUAUUUCAUCUAAAUGUUUUUUUUUAUGUAGCUGCAAUGUGACGGUGGUGAGAUCAAGAAAAAACCUGAAAUGGGAAAACAUGGAUAGAGAUAUUUUGGUCAAGAUUUUCGAAAAACUCAACGUAAUAGAUGUUACCAUGGGAGCAUCACGUGUCUGCAUCUCUUGGUUCCUUGCCUCUCACGAAAAAUCUCUUUGGAAAACCAUCAACCUCACUAAUCUCCAACGUGUGGACUUCAGCCAUCCUCGAUUACCAAACUCCCGGGUCGAAGAUGAAAAGGUAAACGAACAUGUGUACCGUUGCAAUACGGUUUUGUUUGAAAGCACCAAAUUUAGCAGCACUGUCCCCAUCAACCUGUUCUUCAACUAUGAUACCUACUUAACUGAUGAGGAUCUCAUUGACGCUGCGCAACGGAUGCCAAACAUAAGAAAGCUUGUGUUACCACGAUGGUGCCAUUUAAGCGAGAACUCAUAUCAGUUUGCAUUCAGGCAAUGGAAGAAUCUCCAAACGCUAAUCAUUGAUCAACGUCACACAUCAUUAACCUGGAGACACAAGAUUCAAGCUAGCGGAGAGAACUGUAUAAACCUCACCAACUUUAAAACUCUGGGUUGCCUUAACGAAGUUGUGGUUGAGGAAAUCGUUCGUUGCUUUCCAAACCUCAAGAAGCUGAGUUUGCGUUUUUGCGACAUCAUUGAUAUUGGUAGAGUUUUGCCUCUCAUCACAAGCCUCAAAAACCUAACGACCCUUAACCUCUCGCACUGUAGAUUUCUACAGAGAGGUGCCUGUAUAAUUGGUAGCCGUGAACUUGACAACAUUCUUUGUGAGAUUGCCAGAUAUAAGUGUGAGACAUUGAUCAUGUUGUGUUCAUAUGUCGAUUGCAAGUCCUGCAAAGAUGCAAGAAAAGAUUCAUAUGUCAUUGUCAGAUUACAUGCUUUUUUCGAGAAGAAUUGGCGGAACGAUGAGAUAGAGGAAUUUGAAUUCUGAAACGUUGUAAAAAAUCUGUUGAUGACUCUAAACGUAACAAAUUAUUAUAUUCUGUUCCAGAAGCAACAUUUCUCUUAUAUUUUUAGCUCUUAGUUAGUACUAAACAUUACAUCGCUUCACUUCUAAGUUGCAAUUCUGGUUGAAAUUUGCACAACAAAACGAUUGAUCAUAGGUAUACACAAUAAAAUUUAUAUUUAUUCUAUUUUUAUUCGAUUCAUUAGGUUUAUAAAAUACUUAUUUACAAACCAAUUUUUUAUUCAAUUUUUAGGAAGAGAGGCUCCAACAAAUAUUUAUAAGAACAUUUCUAGUGAAAUUUCUCAUUCAUUUGUAAUAGAGUAAAUCUGUAAUCAACUUACUCUAUUUUAAAAUGAAAAAUCAACCGACCAAAAAUAAAUUAUUUUAUUUAUAAAAUAAAUUUAUUUUUUAUUUUAUUAUAGAAUGAAAAAUGAAGUAGGAUUAAAUAUUUUUUACUCAAAAUUUUUAUCUUUUAUUUUAAAGUGAAAAGUGGAAUGAAGUGAAAGAUGGUAAUGAGAUAACAACCAUCGCCAAUAUUUUUGGCAGACAUACCACGGGAAAACGGCUUAUUCAUGCCCGAACUAGAGGUCGCUGAGAAAAUACAUACCCCAACUUUUACUGCAUGUCAAAACAUACUUUCACUAAUCAAAAAUUUGAAAUUCAUGCCUGAACUAGGGAUCGAUAAAAAAAUACAUACCCCAACUCUUAUUGCAUCCCAAAACAUACCUUAACUAAUCAAAAAAUUUGAAAUUUAUGCCUAGUCUUUAGAAGUCAACCCUAAUCUGAAUCUAUACUAUUAUUUGCGAAGUAAUUUUUCGCAACAAAGCUCUCACGUUUAAAAUUAGAGCGGUUAAAGUCUAUGUUACCCCUAAUGAAUUUUUAUAUAUAUUUUAUUAUAUAAUAAAAUGAAUUUUAUUUGCGAAUUAAUUUUUCGCAACGGAGCUCUCACGUUAAAAAUUAGAGUGGGUAAAGUCUAUGUUACCCUUACUAAAUUUAUAUAUAUAUAUA
This is a messenger RNA of Brassica rapa (field mustard), 3394 nucleotides long. RefSeq names its product putative F-box protein At4g11580. Gene Ontology annotation, molecular function: protein binding. Lineage: Eukaryota; Viridiplantae; Streptophyta; Magnoliopsida; Brassicales; Brassicaceae. The record is from RefSeq and is a predicted model, not a curated record.